GCUGUUAAAAAUAUAAAGUAAAGUUAAUAGGCGAAACGAUCUUUCAAUAAAAACAUUCUCAGCAUUACCAACAAAAUUUGAAACCUACACAAACUGAAAUGUUUAUAAUAGAACCAGACAAAAGUAGCAAUUUUGUAAAUUGUACUCUCAUAUUGCCUUGUGUAUCUGUGGGCAAUGUUGGCCAACUUGCCGCUGACCUACUUAUCUCAAACUUCUCGUUUGAACGUGUGGGUUACAUUGUACAUCCCAGUCUGUUACCAUGUAUAGGCAACAACCCUUACGCUGUUGCAGGAGAUACUCUCAGUCACAUGACCACCUGUUGUGAAGUCUACCAGAACACAGAUGCUAAACUUGUCAUUAUGCAGCAGAGGGCCCCAUUUGUGAAGAAGAAAGGGAAAGAGUUUGCCAGCUGGUUGGUCAGUUGGAUCAAAGAAAGUCAUUUUGCCCAAGUCAUUGUUUUAACAAGUUCAUUUGCCCAGGAAAGAAUUGAUCAGCAGUUAUCUGGGCCACCUUUUCGCAUACUUCUGACAAAUGAGAUGGACAAAAAAUUUGGAGACGAGCUCAAAAACCAGUUAUCCUGGAAGGAACUAGAGAGGAGGCACUCAUUGCCUACACCAUCCCCGCUCCAGAUCUGUGAGAAUGGAACAGGCUCCCAGGUUUUGUAUAUGCCAGGCUCUGGGAUUGCUAAACAAAUCUUUGAGAAGUGCCAGGACCUGCCAGUUUUAGUUUUGUUAAUGUUCGUGUCAGAGGGAGACAAUGCUGGUGAUGCUGUAGCAAUGGCAGAUCAGUUGAACAAAUGGCUGAAGCUGAAGUGGCCUCAGAAUGUAGACACCGGAAGUGGAACAAGGAACCCUACAACUUGGAGUAUACCUUCGUCCUGGAGACUUGUGUUUGGCAGCACAUUUGAUCCUAUACUCUUUCAGUAAAAUAUAUUUGUCCAGGCAAAACAUUUUUUUGUGUGUUAACAUUGAACUCCCAUUUUGGUUGCAGUUGUGACAUGAGCUUGUUUAUCUUCAUUUUAAACUCUACAGUUAUAACAAUGUGAGUCUGUCAUGGUUGUACUGUGAAAAUUGUUACAUUUAUGAUCCAGGGUAACUCUUGUCAAGGGAAAUGUCAAUUUUAAUGUUAACAAAAUACAGUUGUUUCCCUUGUCAUACUUGACUAUUGACUUUUUGUAUCAAUGGAUUUAAAUUAAAAAAACAACAA
Messenger RNA from Biomphalaria glabrata, 1206 nucleotides. Its product is annotated as proteasome assembly chaperone 2-like. The record is from RefSeq and is a predicted model, not a curated record. Gene Ontology annotation, biological process: proteasome assembly. Gene Ontology annotation, cellular component: cytosol; nucleus. NCBI's taxonomy places the organism in Eukaryota, Metazoa, Mollusca, Gastropoda, Planorbidae. Bases 99 to 926 code for a protein of 275 amino acids. The transcript is spliced from 7 exons.